GACUUCCCACUCGUGAUGGGAACAGUCGACAGUGUGACACGACGGACGACAAAUGUGACAUUCUUCCGACAGAGAAGGAAGGAAUGUCAACCAAGUAAGAGUUGCAGGUUGCCCACGAAGAUGUGUCCAAUUCAUCCACUAGUUUAUUGGAGUCUGCUGAUUCUGUGGGCCUUUCAAAGCGAGACCACCAAAGGAGAGGUCUGCCAAGAUGAACUAUCAAUUGAUAAUCUCCAAGUGUCGAGUUUCUCAGGACAAAUGUAUGACUCCGUGAAUAUUGCCGAGGAUGACAACUUUCGCUGCUUCCUUUAUCCAACAAAUCUUCUCAACUGCUCGUGGAACUUCCCCACUUCGCUUCAGGAUGCUCAGCUCUCUAUUUAUAUAAGCAUUUGUGAUAAUAACAGCACAGUUCACUCCCUCAAUCUUAUAUCUGAAGAACAUUCUGGAUCAACUUCCAUUGUUCUGAGGGAACAUGAGAAGUUGUAUGUCAUCAUGCAAUUCAAUGUGUCCCUGCACCGUAAAUGGGCUGUCUACAACUACGUAUACGACACCGAAAUGAUGGAGGUCUUGCCUCCACCUGGAAACGUUUCGGCUUCAAUCAAAGAUGCAGGCCUUGUGGUGACUUGGGACAUGCCCCGCGGUCGUGCUAACUACCAACCCUCAUGCUUUGAAUACCAGUUGGAUAUGGGACACCAGGAAGAAUCACCAAUCCAGAGAUGCGAUCUGUUUUAUACAAUCCCAAAUGCCAAUCCAGAGUCCACAUACAAUGUGAGGGUCAGAACCAGGAAAACGGCUGGUUGUUUUGGGCCAAAAUUAUGGAGUGAUUGGAGUAACACUGUUACAAGAGAACAGUCAUUUUACACACUCAACAUCACGGUGAUCGUCGCAAUUGCAGUCGGAAUACCGAUGAUCCUCCUGAGUUUGCUGCUCUUCGUCCGCAAUCAGAGGGUGACACAAGUUCUGUAUCCCACAAUUCCUCGUCCCCCAUUAAAGUACAAAUAUUUCCUGGAGGAAAAUAAUGUAUUCAAUUUUUAUCAUCCCAAUCCAUCUGUGAAGUAUGAGGAGGAGAUUACAGUGGUGGAGGACACAGAGAAGCAGUUGAUGAAGUCAUUGUAAUGGCAAGGAUGAAGGGAUUAUUAUGACAUUGUCAUAAUUAUUCUUUCACAAUAAUAAUCCUUUCAU
Molecule: messenger RNA, 1179 nt
Organism: Hippocampus comes (tiger tail seahorse)
Lineage: Eukaryota; Metazoa; Chordata; Actinopteri; Syngnathiformes; Syngnathidae
Product: granulocyte-macrophage colony-stimulating factor receptor subunit alpha-like
Exons: 11
Coding region: 16-1113 (365 amino acids)
Biological process (GO): cytokine-mediated signaling pathway
Cellular component (GO): external side of plasma membrane
Molecular function (GO): protein binding; cytokine receptor activity
Source: RefSeq, a predicted model, not a curated record